Cricetulus griseus (Chinese hamster) is the source of this 414-nucleotide messenger RNA. Lineage: Eukaryota; Metazoa; Chordata; Mammalia; Rodentia; Cricetidae. The record is from RefSeq and is a predicted model, not a curated record.
AUGAAAGCAUAUGUCAGAGGUGUCCAUCCGUUCCUGUUCAAUACACAAGCAUCCAAAGUACUUCCUCUUAGAGAAGCCAGAGCCCAGUUUGGAGCACUAUCAGGUGUCUCAGUCACACUCUCCAUUUAUGCACUCCACCACAACCCCAAGGUGUGGCCAAACCCAGAGGUGUUUGACCCUUCCAGGUUUGCAUCAGAUUCUCCCCGGCACAGCCACUCAUUCCUGCCCUUCUCAGGAGGAGCAAGGAACUGCAUUGGGAAACAGUUUGCUAUGAAUGAGCUGAAAGUGGCUGUGGCUCUGACCCUACUGCGCUUUGAGCUGCUGCCCGAUCCAACCAGGGUCCCCAUCCCCUUACCACGACUUGUGUUUAAAUCCAAGAAUGGGAUCUACUUGCAUCUCGAGAAGAUCCACUGA